Ceutorhynchus assimilis (cabbage seed weevil) is the source of this 337-nucleotide messenger RNA. Lineage: Eukaryota; Metazoa; Arthropoda; Insecta; Coleoptera; Curculionidae. The record is from the annotation of a GenBank genome assembly.
AGGAAAAUUUCAAAAUUUUCCAAUGGAACAUCACUCCAAGGAAAGUCGAGAGGAAAGUUCUGGAAAAUUGACUUCCUUAAGUAAAAUAUAUCCUUUCACAUUUCAAUUUUUUUCUGGAAAACUGGCAAAGCGAAAAUUGAGAAAUUUUUCCAAAAGAAAAAGGAAAGUGAGGAACUCAUAGAAAAAUUUCAAAAUUUUCUAGUGAAGAAUCACUCCAGGAAAAAUUCUGAAAAAUUGACUUUUUCAAGUAGUAGAAGUAGCAAAAUUCACCCUCUUACAUUUUAAUUUUUUUCUGGAAAACUGGCAGAAGAAGACUUUGAAAAUUUUCCAGGAAAAA